AUGUAAAUUACGGAUGAGAAAAAGAAAAUAAUGGCUAUCAUAGGAGUUAUUAUAUUAUUACUUGGAAUCUUAUAUCUUGUAGAUUGGCUGAUUGUAUUGCAAUUUGGAGUUCUGGGUCACUUUGUAAUUCAAAAUUCAUUAAUUAAAUUUUAGAUCUUUGUUGUUGGUUUAUAUGUUUUCAUAAAGAAUACAAUCAGAUUAUUUGUAUUUCCAGGUUCCUAUUGGUUAUGGAGAAGGAAUGUGGAAAAUAGAUAUGCUAAGGCUUUAGCUAAAAGGGCAAAUAAAAGAAUGGAGGAUUUAUAAAAUUUGAUAAGGAUAUUACUAUUGAUACCUGAGUAAUUUAUUUAAGGUAAAUUAGCACAAAAGAAAUCAAAGUUGAAGAUUUAAUACCAAUAAAAAAAACUCUAUAGUCAUUUUUAAAUACUUUUUCAUCAUUAAACUAUAGAAAAGAAUUGAAUGAAUAAUAACAACAUCUCUUUGGCUUAUGUCAAUAAUUAGAACAGUUCUUAAAGGAUGUUCUAAUCCAAUCUAAAUCUCUCUAUGAUCACUUAGAUAAUCCAUAGGAUUUAAUUAACUAUUCCAAAUAAAGUGUGCAAGUCGAUUCAGAACAAUUAUCUAAUUUGCUCAUAAUUUUGGAAAAGCUAACUCAGCAAUUAUAAGAAAUAUAUAUGCCCAAAAACUUUAUUUUAGAAGCUGAAAGAUGGAUCUUUAAUAAGACUCUUGGAACAGUUGAUCAAAUGAGAGUCGAAUUGGAAAAUACAUUUAAAACUAGAAGAUUAAAAGUGCAAGGAUACGAUCGGAAAUUGAUUGAUUGGUAAUAAUAGAUUAGACUAUCAAAGUUUGUAUAUAUGUGCCAACGAAGAUGACAUGGAGAACGACAAAGCAGUUAUAUUUUGUUAACCGAAUGCUGGAUAUUAUGAAUACAUGUAUUAUGAAUCAGAAUGGAUUGAUUAUUACUUAAGGCGUGGGAUAUCCAUGUUUUUAUGGAAUUAUAGAGGCUAUUGUGACAGUUAAGGAUUGCCAAAUACAAAGGAUAUCAUGAAGGAUGCAGAAUCCAUUUGUGAUUUUGUAACAUCUCAAUUAAAAGUGAGUUAAUUGAUAUUUCACGGUGAAUCUCUAGGAGGAAUGGUUGCAUGUCAUUUGGGUAGAGUCAGACAAUGUAACUUACUAUUUGCAGACAGAACAUUCUCAAGUAUAAGCAAUAUUGCUUAAGUUGGAUUUUCAAAAUACGCUAGCUUUUUGUUUAAAUUGUUAACAUCAUGGAAUUAUGAUUCUGCCAAAUCUUAUGUCGAAUGCUAAAGCUAUAAGAUUUUAGCCUUAGAUUAAAAAGAUGAAGUCAUUCCAUAUCUUUCAUCACUAAAAGUUGACGUCACUAGAUAGAUAUUCUUGAGAGAAUUUGGAAGCUAAUAUUAAAAUGAUGAGAAUGUACUUGCUAAUAUUCUAUUAUUAGUUUAAAUAAAGUGAUCAUAGCGAUACAUUUUUAUAAAAAGUCUUAAGAUAUAUACCGUGGAUGUCAAAAUCAGGGAGUACUACUUUCUAUGAUAUUUGGUAUACUCAGUUAUUAAAUAAAUAAGAAAUGCUCACAUUUUUUGAUGCAAACAAAAGGUAAAUUUUUGAUAUCAUAAUAGAAUCCAAUCUAUCAUGAAAUAAUUAGAAACUGAAAGAAUCAAAAAAACCUUAGAUGAUUCUUAUUCAACUUAUUUAAAUGAGUCACAGGAAAUCGAGAAGUAAUUUUCAUAGAGUCAAAAUUCAACUGUUGAUAUUGAUGAGGUAUGAAAGAUUGUAAUUACUAUGAUCAAGGUUACUUAAUUGGCAGGACCUUAUAAUUUAUCUGAAUAAGAGAAAUCUAAUGAAAAUCUCCUCAAUUUCAUAAAGAAAAUUUGGGAAUGUUUUGAAUCCUUCGAAACCGCUUCUAUGACUUUGAAUGAUGUGUUUUCAAUCUUCAAAGAAUCACAACAAUAUGAGGUCUUUUUGGAUUACCUACUAAGUAUCUUCUUUUGGGGAUCUUACCUUCCUCUCAAAAACAUUCCAAAAAAAAAAAUGAAUACUGUUGUUUGUUAAAAGUUAGCUUUCGCGAGAUUUACUUCCAACAUUAAUAAAAUUGAAACUCUAAUUAAGAAUGAAAAAAGCAAUUUAGAUUCUCCUAAUGGAACUAGAGUAAUUAUGAAUUACUAUAAAAUAGUUAAUUUAAGAUUUGGAAUUAAUUAUUUAAAGAUUUAAAUUGAUAAGAGAAAACUUUAAAAAAACAAUGAGAAAUUAACUUCAAUAACCAUCACAUCAAUCAAUUUAAAUCGAAAUGAAGGAGGCAGAAGAAAAAAAAUCAAGUAAUUUAUUUAAUUUAAGAAGCAUCAAAAAUUAAUGAAUCAUUAAAGAAUUAGUUAGGUUCCUUAAUUCCUUUGGGAUGUGGUCAUAAUGGAAAUUUGAAUCAAACAGAAGUAGAAGUACUUGACUUUCAUAUGUUAUAAGCUGGAGUUGUAAAAUAUUGA
Messenger RNA from Paramecium octaurelia, 2486 nucleotides. The record is from the annotation of a GenBank genome assembly. NCBI's taxonomy places the organism in Eukaryota, Ciliophora, Oligohymenophorea, Peniculida, Parameciidae.